This is a messenger RNA of Atta colombica, 3108 nucleotides long. RefSeq names its product atrial natriuretic peptide receptor 1. The coding region runs from base 1 to 3108 and encodes 1035 amino acids. Gene Ontology annotation, biological process: protein phosphorylation; intracellular signal transduction; receptor guanylyl cyclase signaling pathway. Gene Ontology annotation, molecular function: peptide receptor activity; ATP binding; protein kinase activity. The transcript has 17 exons. Lineage: Eukaryota; Metazoa; Arthropoda; Insecta; Hymenoptera; Formicidae. The record is from RefSeq and is a predicted model, not a curated record.
AUGGCAUCCCAUCUUGACAGUCCGUUUGAUCUUGAGCGAUGUGGUCCAGCUGUCGAUCUGGCUUUGGAAGAAGUGAACGAAUUCCUGAAAGUUCACAACGUGCAGCUGCGCAAAGUCCAAGGAAGUUAUCCGACCUGCAGCGGGGCGAGAGCACCCGGUUUAGCAGCGGAUAUGCAUUUUCGUGACAACGUGAUCGCAUUCGUUGGACCGGCCUGCGCCUUCGCCCUGGAACCUGUGGCACGUCUCGCAGCCUACUGGAACAGUCCAAUUAUUACCGGUAUGGGUGAUCAAUUUGGUUGGUCCCACGUCGCGCUUAUACUGGACAGAUCGGACUUGUUUUCAUUGACGGUAGGGAAGAAUCUGGAAUAUGGUCUGCAUAAGGACGGACUUCUAAAAUUCGUAAGGGAGUUAGAUGGAAAUUCCGAGGACGAGUCGUAUCAUCUUUACCUGCGCGACGCGAGCAUGUACGCUAGAAUUGUAAUUCUCAGCGUUCGCGGAACGCUCGUCAGAAGAUUUAUGCUGGCCGCUCACGAAUUAGGAAUGACAAAAGGGGAUUGGGCUUUUUUCGAUGUCGAGAUAUUUCACGGUUCGUACUGGGGCGAUCAUGACUGGGAAGUUGGGGACGAGGACGAUGCCACUGCCAGGAAGGCUUACGAGGCUUUACUGAGGGUGUCUCUUCUUCAACCGACUAGCCCACGAUUUCAAGAUUUUGCUGAUAAUGUUAAGCAUCGUGCACAAAUCAAUUACAAUUAUUCAUUUUUAGAUGACGAAGAAGUGAAUUUCUUCGUCGGAGCAUUUUACGAUGGUGUUUACUUGUUAGGGAUCGCGUUGAACGAGACCCUGGCCGAAGAUGGAGAUAUAAGAGACGGCAUAUCUAUAACGAGAAGAAUGUGGGACCGAAAUUUCAUGGGUAUUACAGGUCACGUCAGGAUAGAUGACAAUGGGGAUCGUGACGCGGAUUACAGCAUUCUUGAUUUAGAUCCCAUUACUGGAAGGUUCGAAGUGGUUGCUCAUUAUUUAGGAUUAAAUCGAGAAUAUAGCCCUAUGACUGGCAAGAAGAUCCAUUGGCCGGGUGGAAGGGAAGGACCCCCACUAGAUAUUCCGGAGUGUGGUUUUUUAGGAAAUGACCCGGACUGCACGUCAAGAAGAGAAGCUUAUACGUUUGUAGCUUACACAGGCAUAGCGCUCGCUGUGUUUCUACUAGCUGCGAUUACAGCAGCGUGUUUAUUAUACAGACAUUUGCGAUUAUCUGCCGAUCUCAAUAAUAUGUCUUGGCGUGUGAGACCUGAGGAAUUGCUUCUAGAAGUUGGGAAGCAAUUCUCAUCGAAGAUAAAUCUACACCAAGCGAUAUCCGAUGCAAACAAUUACGGAUUGGAACAAAGAAUACGUCGCGGUUCGCAGAUUAGUUGCGAAUCAUUGCCGCCAACGACGGUUUUUACCACUAUUGGGAUAUAUAAGGGCGAGAGAGUAGCUAUCAAGAAGGUCACGAAGAAGAAAGUAGUCGACGUGACAAAGAAAUUGCUUUGGGAAAUCAAACAGGUCAGGGACGUCACGUCGGAAAACACCGUGAGAUUUAUCGGGGCUUGCCUCUGUUCGCCAUCACCGACUGUCUUAAUUCUUACCGAAUAUUGUCCUCGAGGCUCGUUGAAGGAUGUUCUGGAAAAUGAGGCAAUUAAGUUGGAUUGGAAUUUUCGAAUGUCCCUGAUCCACGAUAUCGUCAAGGGAAUGUCUUAUCUUCAUGCCAGCGAGGUUUCUGCCCAUGGAAAAUUACGAUCAUGUAAUUGCCUAAUCGACGGUCGUUUCGUAUUAAAAAUUUCGGAUUUCGGUCUCAAAACUCUCACCACACCUUCAGAAUUGAUUAUGGACGAGAAUUAUUACAUUAAAUUACUUUGGAUCGCUCCGGAACUUCUGCCAUUAACGAUAACACCCGGAAGCGCCGCGACGCAGAAGGGCGACGUUUACAGUUUCGCAAUUAUCCUGGAGGAGAUAGUGGUCCGCGGUGGUCCGUAUGAAAUAACCAGGAGUUUUAUGACGGCGCAAGAGAUCGUGAACAGAGUAUCAGCAUCGGAGAAUCCUCCUUUGAGACCAGAAGUCACGCCGAAGGACUGUCCUCCAGAUAUACUCUCAUUGAUGGAGAAAUGUUGGCACGAAGUUCCUGACGAACGACCCAGCUUCCAUACCAUUCGUGGCAUAAUACGAGGAAUCAUGAAAGGAUAUUGCGAGAAUUUAAUGGACGAUCUGCUACGACGAAUGGAGCAAUACGCCAACAACUUAGAGGCGCUCGUCGAGGAGAAGACCGAACAAUUGAGCUUGGAGAAGCGUCGCAGUGAGGAAUUGCUGUAUCAGGUGCUUCCGAGACAAGUCGCCGGUCAGUUAAUGGCUGGGGAGAUGGUACAACCGGAGCAGUUUGAAUGUGUCACCAUUUAUUUCAGCGAUAUCGUUGAUUUCACGGCGCUAUGUGCGCAGAGUACACCUAUGGAGGUCGUGGAUUUCCUGAAUGAUUUGUACAGUACCUUCGACAGUAUUAUUGGAUUCUACGACGUUUAUAAGGUGGAAACAAUAGGAGACGCGUAUAUGGUGGCGUCUGGUCUUCCAGAAAGAAAUGGUGACGAACAUGCGAGAGAGAUUGGACUGAUGGCUCUGGCGAUAUUAGACGCCGUCAGAUCGUUCACCAUAAUGCACAAACAAAAUACUCAAUUGAGCGUACGGAUCGGCGUGCACAGUGGUCCAGUUUGCGCUGGAGUGGUAGGUCAGAAGAUGCCGCAUUAUUGCCUCUUCGGCGACACCGUGAACACGGCAUCUCGAAUGGAAUCCUCCGGUCUUCCUUUGAGAAUACACGUCUCCAAAGCAACGAAGAAUAUCUUGGACAAGUUCGGGACAUUCGAUCUUGAGCUCAGAGGAGAGGUGGAGUUGAAGGGAAAGGGUAGGGUAACAUCUUACUGGUUAACCGGUUGUUCGGAACCCGAUUCCAGAUUGGUCGUGCCGAAAUAUCGCAGGCCUAGUAGCAGCCAACCCGAAAACAAUCUCAAUCCAUUAAUCUUUCCACCAAAUAAUACAAAUGGCUCAAAAACAAGUAACACUUUCAUCAAUUUGGCGGAAUUAUCAUAA